Zophobas morio is the source of this 1427-nucleotide messenger RNA. RefSeq lists its product as uncharacterized. The record is from RefSeq and is a predicted model, not a curated record. Lineage: Eukaryota; Metazoa; Arthropoda; Insecta; Coleoptera; Tenebrionidae. The coding region runs from base 33 to 1427 and encodes 464 amino acids. The transcript is spliced from 3 exons.
CAUUUUCAAAACAUUGAAGCGUCAAAGUGAAAAUGGUUAAAAACUGUUGGAUGAAUCUAACUCCUUUUCAACUAGCAUGCGUUCUAAUCCUGAUAGUAGCGAUACCUUUUUUCAUAGCAAUGUUAGCCAUUUACUUGAUGUAUGGCGUAGUAUGGCACAAAUCUGAGGAAUGUCAAAACUUAUGUUGUUCUUUGGAGUCAAGCACACGCCUACCACCACAGGAAAAGUCCGAAAUAGCGUCACCAUCAAAAGAAAGGCUUCCAAUACGAGGACCAUCGCAAACACAGCCCACAAAAGCCCCAGUACCAAAAACGACCAAAACGGCAAAACAAGAAAAAGGACAAAACGGUCAAGGACCCCCAUCACCAACGCAACCAGUGCCAGUUACAACGGUACCAGAAGAAGAUGACCCGCGAUCAGAUGAGAAAUCAGAGGAAUCGGAAACAGAGGAAACGGAAUCAGAGGAAUCGGAAACAGAGGAAACGGAAUCAGAGGAACCGGAACCAGACGAAACGGAAUCAGAGGAACCGGAAUCAGGCGAACAGGAAUCAAGGAAACGUCAUGUUUGGAAAUCGGAAAAAACGGGAGGACAGCAAUUCGGACCAAGUACUAAUCGCCCAUCAUCCGCGCGGCGCGAGAGGCGAGAAGAUAUAAAAGGACAGAGAGCAAAAGGAAACCCUGCAAAAGAAACCCCAUCACAUAUGCACACAACAACCGAAGAAGCAGAAACGCAAAUUCCGCAGUUAUUCUGUCCAUCAAAACUAAGCAACAGACUGCAAGAACAAGCAAAGCAAGAGACCAACAGUGGAAAGCAAGGUUUUUUGGAACCUUCAGUAAAUGAUAACACCAAAGUACCAAAUGUUCCUGUAGCAGCUCUUCUGGACAAGCUACAUGUAGACGACACAAGCUAUUAUUUCAAAUGCACUGCUGUCGUUAUUUCAGAUGGUUGGGCUCUGAGUGUUAGUAAAUGUGCCAAAACAGGCAUUUCUGCAAUCAGAUUCGGGUCGAGGUAUUGGUCUCAAGGUGGGAUUUUCAGAGAAGUUAGAGAAGUUUUGCAUCCGAAAGGAACAAAUUCGUUGGCGCUCGUCGGUUUUAUGAGAAGUGGUGUUGUUGGAGCUUCAGUCGGACGAUUCUGGGAAACUAAGAAGGUGCUAAGUUACAACUGGAGAAGCAAGUUACAUUUGCCUUUAGCUGAACGAAAGAAGUAUGAACCUCUUGAAAUUUCUGAGAUGGAGCCGCGAAAAAAUGUUAGUUGUUCUAAUUCCAAGAAAAAACAAGUUUUCUGUUAUGUGAUCGACAAGAGUGACUGUGACCGUGAUGUGAAUGCGCCUAUGUUCAGCGAAAAUCUGCAGUUGGUAGGGUUUCACUUGAAAACGUUGUGCCCAGAAAAUACUAAUAGUUCUAUUGUAGUUUAUGUUAAUAUCUAG